Erinaceus europaeus (western European hedgehog) is the source of this 2602-nucleotide messenger RNA. RefSeq names its product lamin B1 (gene LMNB1). The transcript has 11 exons. The coding region runs from base 431 to 2188 and encodes 585 amino acids. The record is from RefSeq and is a predicted model, not a curated record. NCBI's taxonomy places the organism in Eukaryota, Metazoa, Chordata, Mammalia, Eulipotyphla, Erinaceidae.
CCGCCCGGCUCCCCUCCCGCCCCCCCCACCCCCGCCCUCCGCUACGCGCCGCCUGCGAGGAAACAAAGUGCUGCGGGCGGGAGACUCGGCGGCGGCGGCGGCGUGCAGACCUUGCUCGGCAUUCCGGGUCACCCUCUCCCCUGCCUUCCCCUGUGUGUGUGUGUGUGUGUCUGCGUGCGCGUGUUUCCUUACAAAGGGCCUUUUACGAUUGAUUGAUUCGCAGCCCUCCCCCUUUGCCCUUUGUGUGUUGUAACCCGGCUCCCGCCAUCCCAGGUGCUUCUCCCUUCCUCCCCAGGGUCGCAGUUCUUGUGCCUUUGCCGUCUUCCCCCACGCCCCCCCCACCCCUCCCUCCCGUCCCGGCUUCACCCCCAUCGCCUCAUCCCGGGGCUCCCCGUUCCGCAAAUCGCCACCGAUCGCUCCGCCGCCCGCCAUGGCGACCGCGACCCCCUUGCCGCUGCGGUCGGGCAGCCGCGCCAGCGCCCCCGCCACGCCGCUGAGCCCCACGAGGCUGUCGCGGCUGCAGGAGAAGGAGGAGCUGCGGGAGCUCAAUGACCGCCUGGCCGUGUACAUCGACAAGGUGCGCAGCCUGGAGACGGAGAACAGCGCGCUGCAGCUGCAGGUGACGGAACGCGAGGAGGUGCGCGGCCGCGAGCUCACCGGCCUCAAGGCGCUUUACGAGACGGAGCUGGCGGACGCGCGCCGCGCCCUGGACGACACGGCCCGCGAGCGCGCCAAGCUGCAGAUCGAGCUGGGCAAGUUCAAGGCCGAGCACGACCAGCUGCUGCUCAAUUACGCUAAGAAAGAAUCUGAUCUGAGUGGAGCCCAGAUCAAGCUUCGAGAAUAUGAAGCGGCACUGAAUUCUAAGGAUGCGGCCCUGGCUACCGCUCUUAGUGAUAAGAAGUGCCUAGAGGGAGAUUUGGAGGAUCUGAAGGAUCAGGUUGCCCAGUUGGAAGCCUCCUUAGCUGCUGCCAAGAAGCAGUUAGCAGAUGAAACCUUACUUAAAGUGGAUUUGGAGAAUCGCUGUCAGAGUCUCACUGAGGACUUGGAAUUUCGUAAAAGCAUGUAUGAGGAGGAGAUAAAUGAGACCAGGAGGAAACAUGAGACCCGCUUGGUAGAGGUGGAUUCUGGGCGUCAGAUUGAGUACGAGUAUAAGCUGGCUCAAGCCCUUCAUGAGAUGAGAGAGCAGCACGAUGCCCAGGUGAAGCUGUACAAGGAAGAGCUGGAGCAGACUUAUCACGCCAAGCUUGAAAAUGCCAGACUGUCUUCAGAGAUGAAUACAUCUUCUGUCAACAGUGCCAGAGAAGAACUGAUGGAGAGUCGCAUGAGAAUCGAGAGCCUUUCAUCUCAACUUUCUAAUCUACAGAAAGAGUCUAGAGCAUGUUUGGAGAGGAUUCAAGAAUUGGAGGACUUGCUUGCUAAAGAAAGAGAUAACUCUCGGCGCAUGCUGUCUGACAAAGAGAGAGAGAUGGCAGAAAUAAGGGAUCAGAUGCAACAACAGCUGAAUGAUUAUGAGCAACUGCUUGAUGUUAAGUUAGCUCUGGACAUGGAAAUCAGUGCUUACCGGAAACUCUUAGAAGGGGAGGAAGAGAGAUUGAAGCUCUCCCCAAGCCCUUCUUCUCGAGUGACAGUAUCUCGAGCAUCCUCCAGUCGAAGUGUGCGAACAACCAGAGGAAAGCGGAAGAGGGUCGACGUUGAAGAGUCGGAGGCCAGCAGUAGUGUUAGCAUCUCCCAUUCUGCAUCAGCCACAGGGAAUGUCUGCAUUGAAGAGAUCGAUGUGGAUGGGAAAUUUAUCCGCCUGAAGAACACUUCUGAACAGGAUCAACCAAUGGGAGGCUGGGAGAUGAUCAGAAAAAUUGGAGACACAUCAGUCAGUUACAAAUAUACCUCAAGAUAUGUGCUGAAGGCCGGCCAGACUGUUACAAUAUGGGCUGCAAAUGCUGGUGUCACAGCCAGUCCACCCACAGACCUCAUCUGGAAGAACCAGAACUCUUGGGGCACUGGUGAAGAUGUGAAGGUUAUAUUGAAGAAUUCUCAGGGAGAGGAGGUUGCACAAAGAAGUACAGUCUUUAAAACAACCAUACCCGAAGAGGAAGAAGAAGAAGAGGCAGCUGAAGUACUUGUGGAAGAAGAACUUUUCCACCAGCAGGGAACUCCAAGAGCAUCUAAUAAAAGCUGUGCAAUUAUGUAAACUUCUCAAGUCAACCGUCUUCCUCAAAAUAAAGAAGUAUGGUAAUCCUUACCUACAUACAGUGCAGAGCCUUCUCAGAAGCACAGAAUAUUUUUAUAUUUCCUUUAUGUGAAUUUUUAAGCUGCGAAUUGAUGGCCUUAAUUUCCUUUUUUUGACACUGAAAGUUUUGUAAAAGAAAUCAUAUCCAUACACUUUGUUGCAAGAUGUGAAUUAUCAACACUGAACUAACUGUACUGUUUGGGAAGGGUCCCUCACAUUUUUUGACUUUUUUUUAAUGCGUAUGUGUGAGGUUUUUUUUUUUUGUUGUUGUUGUUGUAGUUUUUUUUUUUUUUCUUUUCUUUUUUUAAGUUCUUAUGAGAAGGGGAAGGGAGGGUAAAUAAACCACUGUGUGUCUGGGUAUUAUUUGAAGAUUGC